Cavia porcellus (domestic guinea pig) is the source of this 4787-nucleotide messenger RNA. RefSeq names its product zinc finger protein 444 (gene Znf444). The coding region runs from base 3247 to 4599 and encodes 450 amino acids. NCBI's taxonomy places the organism in Eukaryota, Metazoa, Chordata, Mammalia, Rodentia, Caviidae. The transcript is spliced from 5 exons. The record is from RefSeq and is a predicted model, not a curated record.
ACAGCUGUUCCUAGAUGUCCUGGCAGUAGACCUGUCUCCACAUUUCUUUGGCCAGAUCCCCAGGCUCAGCCCACCCUGGGGGAGGAGGGUGUGCACAUUGCACUGCCUGGAGCAGGAGAGGUGUCUUCUGAGCUGCUGCUGGGGCUCUGGGCCCUACCUGCCCAUCCUGAUGCCCCCACACCUGGGCAGGGCUGUUUGUCCUGCCCACCCCGAGGCCACUGUAUCUAUAGUGUUGGUGCCAUGAUUGGCACCAGAUACAGAGGAACCCAGGGUAGACCACAUUCUGUGGUCAAACGUGCUGCUUUGGCUACGUGUAGGUGGGGAGUCAACUGUGCAUUUGGGCUGGGCUUGCUUUUAUUGCUUUACUGCAGGUACAGUAAAAAUAGCUUUUCUAGCACUGGGAAAAAGUACUGACACUCUCGACUUAGGAAGGAGUUUAUUUUAGUUUGUGGUCUCAGAGGGUGGUUCAGCCCAUGGUCAGCUGGCUCCAGGACAGAAACAGCCCAGCAGAGGAAAGCUGCUGACUCCCCAUGCCCAGGGCGCAGAGAGGGCAGGAGAGCCUGAGCCGGAUCCAUCCUCCCCCGGACAGCUUGGUUACCUCACUCAUCUAGAGAUGAGCCUGGUGAUGUGCACAGCACCCGGGAGCCCCAGCCCCCUUCCCAAAGCCCUCUGGGGUGCUUUAAGCUGAGCCUCCAUGGGCAGUGCAUGUGGAUGUGCCAGGUGCCGCGGCCAGCGCGGGGAAGGAGUCAGGCGAGAGACUGAAGACACAGGGAGACCAGUUGCUCAGGAGGCAAAAGGCGAUUUAUUGAAAGACUACAGAGUUUUUAUGUUUCAAAACAAAGAGCAGUACAAGUCACUUCAGGACACUUUCUUGUGCACACAGCAAAGGUAAACAUGCUCCUGGGCCCGUGAGAAACUUCUAUGUUGUGCAGCCCAGGAGGUAAACAUGUUCUUGGGCCCAUGAGAAACUUCUAUUGUUUAUGUUAUGAAGCUUUUCCCAGGUUAAUAUCAGCGCGAUGCUUUGUCUAGAAGGCUGAGGUCACUGUAGGAUGAGGAACUGAUUGAGGUCCAGCUUCAGUGUGUGGUUUCCCACACCCGUUCACUGCCGGACCCCUGGCUCCUGCUCCCAACAUGGAUGCUUUGCACAACUGAUCCUCUGAGGUCAGUGAAGCUGUGGCUAGGACUCCAGAGUGCAGGCAAGCUCAGGUCCUUCACCUUCAAACCACUGGGCAGGUUCCAGACUUCGGCUCCAUAGAGCUGAGGCUGGGAAGGCAUGUGCGUGCUGCUGGUGGGGGCCUGGGCACUGACAGCCGUGACAGAGGGACACUGGGGUGGCUACUGUGUUGGAGCAUGUGAGGAACCGGGACAGUGGUGCUGGUGUACGUGACCCUUGUAUCCAACCCACGGUAUCCGACCAACUUAGACAUGGUAGACGACACAUUCCUCCCAACCUGCUGGCCAAGCUCUGGGCCCUGGCUCAGGCCUGCAGCCCUGACCAGCACCUGCUUCUCAUCUACACUCAACCUGCAUGAAAGAAGGGAAGUUGGGUCUCAAACUAUCACACUGCGUGCAGGGCUGGGCAGCCUGGGCAGGAGAAAGCAAGAGACACUCCUCCACUUAAAAGUCUAACAAAGGUCAGUUAUCCAAAGCAGGUGUGGUGGUACGCGCCUAUAAUCCCAGCACUUGGGAGGCUGAGGCAGGAGGAUCGUUGCUAAUUCGAGACCAGCCUGGGUUGUAAAGUGAGCUCAAAGCCAGCCUGAAAUGCACGGCAAGAUUGUGUCUCAAAAAGACCAAAAAAAAAAAAAAAAAAAAAAAGCAUUUAUCCAGUUGAUAUAGGGAAAUGAAACAUCUAACCUACCAUGUCUGCGAGUUCAUGUUCUCUAAAAUUGAAGAACUAAUUUUAGGAACAUUGGAGAUUAGGAGUAGAAUAUAUUGAGAGAAAGAAAGCUGUCUGAGGAGAGACAGAAGGGAUCCCGAGCGGGUUGCCAACGACUCUGUCUUUUUCAGGGACUUUUUAUAGAGUAAAACCAUGGGUUCAAGGUGGUGGAAGACAGGGAGCUCACAAGGCAGGUAGGCAUAAGGUGGUACAUAACUAUAGUUAGCCAAUAAGAGUCAAUAAGAUCAAUAGUUCAAAAUCGAUUACAUUAGGAACAAAUGGGGGAGUCACAUAGAAAGCGGGCAUUCCUUCAGAGUAGAGACUUCUCCGGGGGAUGCAACCAUUUAGGGAAGCAAUCCUCAGGAUAUGGGUGCAUUUGUUUGAUCUUUUGUCUUGAGGUCUGGCCCACAGCAGGAGGCCUCAGUUUCCCCGCCAGCAGUUUCCUGGUAUCUGCACUGGCUCCAUUGAGGACCUAGCCCUGUCUAACCGCCUAUAUUUCUAACUAACUCAGCUGCCUGCAACAAUAUGAGUAAACAAAAGAUUGCAUAGUCACACGUUAGCCUUCAGAAGGAAAAAAAUUCUGACACAUUACAUCCGGAAAGAACCCUGAGGACAUUAUUUUAGAUAAAACGAGCCAGUCACGAAUGUAUGAAACGCGGCUAGCUUAAGUUACCAACUAAAGCUCCCAGCCUCAAACCACGCUGUCUCAUCUGCUCGCUCCCCAGAUGCUUAGCGUGUUCCAGGCACAGCCUCUUCUUCCUAGAAACCCAGACUUUAAAUUUUUUAUUUUUUUAUCGCAGUACUGGGAAUUGAACAUGAAGCCAGAGCCUUCACACAGAGCUAUACGCCCAGCGCUUAUUUUUUAUUUAUUUUGAGGAUUCUCGAGAAAUCACUCGGUUUCUAGCCUGGGCUCAAAUUUGGGCUCUUCCUGUCUCGGUCUCCCAGCAUUGCUAUGUACCCUAGCCCCAGCAGGUUAGUCCCUAAAACAUGGGGGAGACUCAGGUCCACGUGAGAAUCCUGAAAGGGCGCCACCGAGCUCCGUCCCCCCAGGCCGUUGUGAGCCGGUUAGGGCCGAGCCUCCGCGCAGGUGUCCACCGCGGGCCGGGACCCCGCGCUGAGCGGCCUUCAGAGCCGGAGUCGCUGGACUCGGGCGCGGGGCACCGAGCGGAGGCCGGGAGAGGGAGCCCGGGGCCCGACCAGGAGGGAAAAACUAAGACCGCGAUCAAAGAAACGUGGCCGUCCUGUUGCCCGGCGAAGAACUCCAACUGGUCGCCGCUUCGCUAGCUGCUCCCGGGCACCAGAGGCACCAUGGCAGCCUCCAACGCACCUCCAGGGCUUUGCCUGCCAGGCCCCUCUUAGUACAUCUGCGCAUGCGCGAGGCUCUCACGUCCGCGGCCAAUAGGAAAGUCCCGCAUGCAUUCUGGGAAACGAAGUCCGAGCCCUGGAUCGCUCUGUUUGCGCCGGCGGGGGCCAAUAGACUGCAGGCCGCGCUUCAGGGCAUCUUGGGUAGUGUAGUUCUGUCGCUGAGAAGAUCGGCGGGACGCAUAGCAAAAGUCAAUGGGAAGCCGCCUUUGCCACGAUGCUUCCUGGGAAAUGUAGUUCCCAGUGAGACCGCGGAGAAGGCGAGCUGCUGGGCCGAACGGGGGACGGAGGUGGCACGGGGUCCCUGCACCCCGGAGACAGCUCUGGCCAGCUCUUCCGGGAAGCUCUCCUUGCCUGCUCCAGGCCCCAUGGAGCCCCCCGCACCCCUAUCCGUGAAGCAGGAGGAGCCAGCCACUGAGGGCCCAGGCCCAGGUGCAGAGAUGCCUGACCCACCAGCGCUGGACUCACCAAGCCCAGACUCCCCCUGGCACCGCUUCCGCCACUUCCAGCUGGGCGCAGCACCUGGGCCCCGAGAGGCACUGGGGCUGCUGCGUGCGUUGUGCCGCGCCUGGCUUCGGCCUGAGGUGCGCACCAAGGAGCAGAUGCUGGAGCUGCUGGUGCUUGAGCGCUUCCUGAGCGCCCUCCCUGCUGGUACCCGCGCCUGGGUGUGCAGCCGGCGGCCCCGCAGUGGGGACGAAGCUGUGGCCUUGCUGGAGGAGCUCUGGGUGAGCCAGGGACCCUCGGCCUCCCCAGAUUGGUCGACAGUCAUGAGGGCACCUCAGGAUGCCACAGGAAGUGCUGGGCUGGGUGUCGGAAAGGAAGAUCUCGGGGCUGUCCCCUUCGGAGUUGUGGGCCCCGGAGUGGAGGUGCCGGCGAUGGGAGAUGCCCGGGCCGCGUGGCCGCCCAAGCAGGAGCCCGAUAGCCCCCCACCCGCCAACCCGGGCACCCCUGGGGCCCCCUGCCCUGAGUGCGGCCAGACUCCUGCACGUGCGCAGCGGCCCAUACGGGAGAAGCCACACGCCUGCCCCGAGUGCGGCAAGGCCUUCCGGCGCAAGGAGCACUUGCGGCGCCACCGCGGCACGCACCCGGGAGCGGUAGGGACGGCGCGGCGCCACCCGGCCACGCGCGAGCGGCCGCACGCCUGCUGCGACUGCGGCAAGGCCUUCUACUGGCGUGAGCACCUGGUUCGCCACCGCAAGACGCACUCUGGGGCGCGGCCAUUCGCCUGCCGGGAGUGCGGCAAGGGCUUCGGGCGCCGCGAGCACGUGCUGCGCCACCAGCGCAUCCACGGCCGCGCUGCGCGUGCACAGGGCACCGUGACCGAGGGCGGCGGCGCCUUCCCGCCCUGGCCGCUCGGGUGACCGCUCGCCUACCCCUCUCGUCGCGCCCUCUCUCCGCCUCAACCCUCACCCCGUCCCCUGUCCCAUGCGCCCUCACCCCGGCCACAGGGGAGCUGUACGGAUCUCCCCAGGACAAAGGGGCAGACAUGGAUGGCGGGGGCUCCGCCCAUAGCACCCAGAAAUAAAGCCGGCGCGCAGUGUGCCCGCAA